This is a messenger RNA of Monopterus albus (swamp eel), 2718 nucleotides long. It is a transcript of the gene aifm1, whose product is annotated as apoptosis inducing factor mitochondrion associated 1. Gene Ontology annotation, molecular function: FAD binding; protein dimerization activity; NAD(P)H oxidase H2O2-forming activity. The coding region runs from base 470 to 2350 and encodes 626 amino acids. NCBI's taxonomy places the organism in Eukaryota, Metazoa, Chordata, Actinopteri, Synbranchiformes, Synbranchidae. The record is from RefSeq and is a predicted model, not a curated record. The transcript is spliced from 17 exons. Gene Ontology annotation, biological process: apoptotic process; mitochondrial respiratory chain complex assembly. Gene Ontology annotation, cellular component: mitochondrion; cytoplasm.
UCAAGAACAAGAACAAGAACCGGUUUACCAAAGACCCUUGAAGGGAAGAGGUCCUAACGUUGCCACUCAGUUUAACUGCAUUUAAAUUUGACCUUAAAUCUGAAACGAUAUUAACGUUAAAUGUCUAAAAUAGUUAUUGGCGCGGCACAGAAAUGCCAACAAAUACACUGUCCAGUGGUUUGAGACAUUAGGGAACUCGUGUAGCCUACACUACUAGGGACGACGCCAUCUUUCUUCCAAAUGUGUCCUUCUACUUAGUUUUCUGGUGUGGUGACGACUCUCAUCUAGUAUUAAGUCUUUACAUUUACCCAUGACUCCUCGCAUGACCUGUUCCUGGCCUUGGUGUGUAGCGCAGUGCUAGUUGUCAGCGUGUGCUGGCAUUAGGUCUUGGUUAACGUUAUCUAGCUGGUGCUCCUAUCCGACAAGUCGGCUGGUAAACUGGGAACCGUCACAGCGGAGCUGAGCCACAAUGCUGAAAUGUAGAACGGUAUGGAAAAAGCUUGCACCGCUAGCUAGAGCUCCGUCAACUGUGUGCCGGCAGAAUGUGAAAAGAGCAGGCUUGAACAAUGGCAGAACACCAGUACAUGUACCUGUGGCUCACAUGUCCACUGGGUUUGCAGGGGGAGGUUGGGAUAACCAGCUGUACAUCCUCCUGCUUGGAGCAACCUGCGUGGGUGGUGGAAUAUAUGUGUACAACCUUAUCAAGGAAGACCAACAAAGAUAUCAGAAUCGUAUGGCACAAAUUUUAUCCAGAUCAGAGAAGGCCGCUAUAGAAAAAACAGCUGUAUCCAUUCAGUCAGAGCUUUCAGAGGAACUGAGCCCUCCAGCUGAAGCAGUGGCCCCCGGUGAAACAACUGAACCGCCCCAAGUGGGCUCCACACCUGCUAAACCCAAGGUUCCUUCUCACGCCCCCUACCUCCUUAUUGGUGGAGGUACUGCAUCAUUCGCUGCUGCCCGGUCUAUUAGAGCCAGAGACCCCGGUGCAAAGGUGUUAAUUGUGACUGAUGAGCCAGACCUUCCAUACAUGAGACCGCCUCUUUCUAAGGAGCUGUGGUUCUCUGAUGACCCCAGUGUGACGGAAACGCUGCGUUUCAAACAGUGGAAUGGAAAGGAAAGAAGUAUCUAUUUCCAGCCACCGUCAUUCUACAUUAAUUCAGAAGAAAUGGAUAGUUCAGAAAAUGGGGGAGUGGCUGUUCUCACUGGCAAAAAGGUGGUUCACAUGGAUGUCAGGGGAAACAAAGUCAAACUGGAUGAUGACACUGAGAUUUCAUAUGACAAGUGUUUGAUUGCCACAGGUGGUGUGCCCAGAAAUCUGCAGGUCAUUGAAAGAGCAGGAGACGAGGUGGUGAAGAGGACAACUUUGUUCCGCAAGGUUGAGGACUUCAAAUCAUUGGACAAAGUGUCCAGAAACGUGAAGUCCAUCACAGUCAUUGGAGGUGGCUUUUUAGGCAGCGAGCUGGCCUGUGCCCUCGGCAGGAGAUCAGCUGAGUCUGGCCUGGAAGUGAUACAGAUGUUCCCCGAGAAGGGUAACAUGGGGAAAGUGCUGCCUGAGUACCUGAGCAACUGGACAACAGAAAAAGUCAAGAAAGAGGGUGUAAAAAUCAUUUCAGAAGCUUUGGUGAAGUCUGUGACCUACAAAGAUGAUAGAUUAGAAAUCAAACUGAAGGAUGGCCGAUUAGUGAAAACUGAUCACAUCAUUGCAGCUGUUGGCCUGGAGCCCAGUGUUGACCUUGCUAAGUCAGCAGGUCUGGAAGUGGACUCUGACUUUGGUGGCUAUCGGGUCAAUGCAGAGCUGCAAGCAAGGUCCAAUAUUUGGGUGGCAGGAGAUGCUGCAUGUUUCUAUGACAUCAGACUCGGCCGCAGACGAGUGGAGCACCACGAUCACGCCGUCGUAAGUGGUAGACUAGCAGGAGAGAACAUGACGGGAGCCAACAAACCAUACUGGCAUCAGUCUAUGUUCUGGAGCGACCUGGGACCAGAUGUAGGCUACGAGGCUAUCGGGAUCAUUGACAGCAGUCUACCAACAGUAGGAGUGUUUGCUAAAGCCACAGCUAAGGAUACGCCUAAAGCUGCUACAGAGCAGUCAGGAACUGGAAUUCGCUCUGAAAGUGAAACCGAGGACACAGCCAUCAGCCCAGUGGCCUCUCCAACGUCUGCUCCCACAGAGGAGCAGCACAAAGACGACUACGGCAAAGGGGUCAUCUUCUACCUGAGAGACAAAGUGGUCGUGGGUAUUAUCCUGUGGAAUGUGUUCAACAGAAUGCCUGUAGCAAGAAAGAUUAUCAAGGAUGGAGAGGAACAUGCAGAUCUGAACGAGGUGGCGAAGCUGUUCAACAUCCACGACGAUUAAGAUGGAGGGGAACUGGGCUUCAUGUGAAGUCUGAACUUUGGCAGCCAUUGCUACACUCUUUAAGAUAACUGAUCAGCAUAUAAAAUAGGAGGAUCGAUGUAAAUUAUGUCAUGUUACUGAUGUAUUUUCAUAUUUGGAAUUUGUAACUGCUGCGCCUGUUUUUGGUGUUUGGCUCUUUUUCUUUUUUUUUUCUUUUUUUUAAAUUCAGGACCGAUCACUCAUCUUCCUGCUACCACCACACUUGUAUGAUUGUCUACUUGCUUCCCCCACCAGGCUGAAAAUGCUGAGCAUGGACUGUUGUCUCCCUCUGUGUGAUCAGAACACCUUGUUGUGAGAAAAGCUGCAAUAAAAGCUAUUUUUAAAUCAGA